UUUAGGGGAACUGAGCCCUGACAAAACCAUAGACUCGGUAUUUUCAUAAUAACACUAUCUAUCAUGUCACCACUGAGAUAUUUAAUAUGAGUAAGUGUCUGUGCAAUAUGACUAUAUCGCUGCGCCACUAGAGGAGGUAAAGUCCGCUCUCAAGGCUACAGCCUGUGGAGCCAGAGUCGGGCAGAGCUUCGUAGUGGGAGCGCGCUGGUCUGGACUGGGAGUGGUGGGAGUGGUGGGAGGGUCAGGACAGGAGAAACCCGGCAGGACACCAGCCACUGACAGUCUGGGCUGACAUACACUCACACCGGAGGGACUGACUGAACUGAAUAUCUCCACAAGUCUGUCUGGAGGGAAAAGCAGUGAGCAGAGAGGAGAGACUACCACAGCGCAUUUGACCUCGGCUGUUUUUAGGUGGUGGCUAGUGACGGGGUGCGGGCUAUGAUGGAGUCGGCCCUGACAGCCAGAGACCGGGUGGGCGUGCAGGACUUUGUCCUGCUGGAGAACUACACCAGCGAGGGCUCGUUCAUAGAGAACCUGCGCAAACGCUUCAAAGAGAACCUCAUCUAUACAUACAUUGGUUCAGUGCUGGUGUCAGUUAACCCCUACAAAGAUCUGGAGAUCUACACCAAGAACCACAUGGAACGGUACCGUGGGGUCAACUUCUACGAGGUCUCACCACACAUCUAUGCGGUGGCAGAUAACUCUUACCGUUCCAUGAGGACAGAGAGGAAGGAUCAGUGCAUCCUGAUCUCCGGAGAGAGCGGAGCCGGGAAGACAGAGGCGUCCAAGAAGAUCCUGCAGUACUACGCCGUCACCUGUCCAGCCAGCGAGCAGGUGCAGACCGUCAAGGACCGCCUGCUGCAGUCCAACCCUGUGCUGGAGGCCUUUGGCAAUGCCAAGACGUUGCGUAACGACAACUCAAGUCGUUUUGGCAAGUACAUGGACAUUCAGUUUGACUUCAAGGGUGCCCCAGUGGGAGGCCACAUCAUCAACUACCUGCUGGAGAAGUCCCGGGUGGUCCACCAGAACCACGGAGAGAGGAACUUCCACAUCUUCUAUCAACUGAUUGAGGGAGGGGAAGAAGACCUGCUGAGACGCCUAGGCUUAGAGAGGAACCCUCAGCAGUACCAGUAUCUGGUCAAAGGUAACUGUCCCAAAGUGAGCUCCAUCAAUGACCGCAGUGAUUGGAAGGUGGUGAGGAAAGCCUUGAGUGUGAUUGGCUUCAACGAGGACGAUGUGGAGGAAUUGUUGAACAUCAUCGCCAGUGUGCUCCACCUGGGGAAUGUGCAGUACGGCGGAGAGGACGGCAUUGCCUGCAUCACCUCUGACACACAGAUCAAGUACCUGGCCAGGUUGUUAGGAGUGAAUGGGACGGUGCUGACAGAGGCACUCACACACAAGAAGAUAAUUGCCAAGGGGGAGGAGCUGAUGAGCCCUCUCAACCUAGAGCAGGCGUCCUCAGCUCGGGAUGCUUUGUCUAAGGCAGUGUAUGGACGCACCUUCACCUGGCUGGUUAACAAGAUCAAUGCUUCGCUGGCAUACACGGAUGACUCGUACAAGAAUUACUCUGUCAUCGGCCUGCUGGACAUCUAUGGCUUUGAGGUCUUCCAGCACAACAGCUUCGAGCAGUUCUGUAUCAACUACUGUAACGAGAAGCUGCAGCAGCUCUUCAUUGAGCUCACCCUCAAGUCGGAACAGGAGGAGUACGAGGCCGAAGGCAUCACGUGGGAGCCGGUGCAGUACUUCAACAACAAGAUCAUCUGUGACCUGGUGGAGGAGAAGUUCAAAGGCAUCAUCUCCAUCCUGGAUGAGGAGUGUCUGAGACCUGGAGAUGCCAGUGAUUUCACCUUCCUGGAGAAGCUGGAGGACACUGUGGGAGGACACCCUCACUUUGUCACUCACAAGCUGGCUGAUGGAAAGACCCGAAAAGUAAUGGGCCGUGACGAAUUCCGACUGCUGCAUUAUGCUGGAGAGGUCAACUACAAUGUCAACGGAUUUUUGGACAAGAACAACGACCUGCUCUUCAGGAACUUAAAAGAGGUUAUGUGUAUGUCAGAGAACAAGAUCCUCACCCAGUGUUUUGACAGGGAGGAGCUGAGCGACAAGAAACGUCCAGACACGGCAGCAACCCAGUUCAAAGCCAGUCUGGCGAAACUCAUGGAGAUCCUCAUGUCCAAGGAGCCGUCGUACGUCCGCUGCAUCAAGCCCAAUGACUCCAAACAAGCAGGUCGAUUUGACGAGGUGUUGAUCCGUCACCAGGUCAAGUACCUGGGACUGAUGGAGAAUCUGAGGGUGAGGAGAGCCGGCUUUGCUUACAGGCGGCGCUACGAGGUCUUCCUACAGAGGUAUAAGUCCCUGUGUCCAGACACGUGGCCUAACUGGCAGGGGAAGCUGUCCGAUGGAGUGGCCACACUGGUCAAACACCUGGGAUACAAGCCUGAGGAAUACAAACUGGGCAGAUCCAAAAUCUUCAUCCGCUUCCCAAAGACCUUGUUUGCUACAGAGGACGCACUCGAGACCAGGAAACACAGUCUCGCCACCAAGCUGCAGGCAGGAUGGAAAGGCUACAGCCAGAAGUCCAAAUACCAAAAACUCAGAACCUCAGCUAUUGCCAUCCAGGCGUGGUGGAGAGGGAUCCUGGCGAGGAGGAGGGCCCAGCGCAGGCGACAGGCUGCUGAUACCAUCCGCAGGUUCAUCAAGGGCUUCAUCUACCGCCACAAGGAGCGCUGUCCAGAGAACGAGUAUUUCCUGGAUUAUGUGCGCUACUCCUUCCUCAUGACUCUGCGCAGGAACCUGCCCAAGAAUGUCCUGGACAAGAGCUGGCCGACUCCACCAGCAGCUCUCACUGAGGCGUCAGAGCAUCUGCGUAAGCUGUGCAUGCAGAACAUGGUGUGGAGCUACUGCAAGAAAAUCAGCCCUGAAUGGAAACACCAGAUGGAGCAGAAGAUGAUCGCCAGUGAGAUCUUCAAAGACAAGAAGGACAACUACCCGCAGAGUGUCCCCAAAUUGUUUGUCAGCACAAGACUCGAUGGUGAGAACAUUAAUCCCAAGGUGCUGCAGGCUCUAGGCAGCGAGAAGAUGAAGUAUGCAGUGCCAGUCACCAAGUACGACAGGAAGGGCUACAAGGCUCGAACCCGCCAGCUGCUGCUGACCGCCAACAGUGCCAUUAUUGUAGAGGAGGCCAAACUCAAGCAGCGCAUUGAAUAUGGAGCUCUGAAAGGUAUCUCAGUCAGCUCUCUCAGCGACGGCUUGUUUGUUCUGCACGUGCCCAGUGAAGACAACAAACAGAAGGGAGAUGUGGUUCUGCAGAGCGACCAUGUGAUUGAGACCUUGACCAAGAUCGCCAUCUGUGCCGACAAAAUAAACAGCAUCAACAUCAACCAGGGCAGUAUAAAGUUUACAGUAGGUCAGGGGAAAGAGGGGAUCAUAGACUUCACACCUGGAUCAGAACUACUGGUGGCCAAGGCUAAGAAUGGACACUUGUCUGUGACGGCUCCCAGACUGAACUCCAGAUGAUGGCCACUCUGACCACACAAACACACACACACACACACAUAUACACACACCAGGACCCACGUUCUCCUGAUCUCUCCCACCCUCCAAUCACACGACCGCAGAUCCCGUUCUGCCUAAGCCAAUCAGACGCCAGCUUGUCACCACACCGGUGGCACGUGCUUCCAAUUAAAAGAAAAUAAAAGUCCAGCAAAACUAAUUGAUAUAUUUAUGUUUAUAUAUUAUAUUUUUUGGGAUUAAUACUGUUGCUGUUUGAAUAUUGUGAUUUUAUAUAUGAGGCCAAGGAAUAACAAAUAUUCGGGUGCAUUUUUCUUGCACCGUGUGUGUUUAUUGUGCUUUAUUUGGGGAACAUGACCAAGAAAACAAUGAGGGAAGUGUCAGAAUAAGUGACAAUAAUGAGAAGAAGGGGGUUGUUAUUGAUGAAAUCAGGGUUAGUUGUUUCCUGUUGCCUCUUUUUUUUUUUCCUGUUUACUCUGUCUUUUUGACUUAUAGGCUUGACCGUCUUCCUGCUUUUCUAACUGGGGCGGAUGGCUUGUUAUUGAAGGUGUAUAGAAUAAGGCUGACAGCAUGUAGGCUAGCUGUUGAGAGGUUCAGGGACGAGGAAGAACACCUCUUCAUGCUUAAGCACGAGAAUCUAAUGGAUCUUGAUGGCAAGAGACCUGGUAGUAAUAUAGCGUCAUACCGUGGCUCACAAAAAAUAGUUGGAUAUACUACUGAAUAUAUUUUCAUAUAUCUGUAUUUGUAGACUAUCUAAAUAUGAAGGGAGUUUAUCAAGAGGGAAUCACUACAUUAGAUAAACAGCAUUUACUGUAAAUGCUGCAAAAAAUGAACAAAGUAUGUGUAAAGUGGCUGAGGAAAAGGCAACAAAAAGGUGAAAAGAAAGACGAGAGAACGCAGCCGUCAUUUGCCUUGUUGCCAGGUGCUUGUGCCUUUCUCCUCGACUAAUCCUGACUAUUCUUAAUGAGGGAGUUGAAGAGCUUUAUAUUGAUGUAUGAAAACCAUGACACUCAACGUGAGAGUGAGUCGAGUUAAGUGUAGAUAGAAACCCGUCGUCCUCUGACUGAAUGUUGCUCUAGCACCACAUAACAUGCUCCGACUGGCUCGAAGGCCCCAAUAUUUCUCUCCAUAGCUGGCUACAUUUCCUCCUUUCCUCCACCUCCCCUCUCUGCUUCGCUUCUCCAGCCUCCUCCAUGACCUGCCUGUUAUCUGUAGUACGACUGAACUGGUCUGAUGGCUACGCCUGACUAGGGCUCAACCAAUGUUUUUUUUAGUUGUUUUUUUUUAAGAUAUUAUACAAUACAUCGCUCCAUUCUUACACCUGUAUGCCUUUGCAACUGCAUUUGGACAAAAAAUGUGACUAAAACUCACAAUUUAAAGCCAUAUAAUUGAAAUUUCUUUUAAUGGGAUAAUUUUGAUGGAUGUGAAGGUGAAAAGCAGUGAAGCCACUCCUUAUGUGUAGUGUUCAACAUUUAUGGAAAUGCACUUAUUCACUUUCUUGCUUUCUUGAGAGUUGUAUCAAUCUUCUCAUCCAACUCUCAGCAGGAAAGUGAAUAAAUGUAUUUCCCAAAAUGUCAAACUACCCAUAUUGUCAGGGUAGAAAACCUUCCGAAAUAGCAAUUUAAACCUUUAUAUGACUCCUCUUUAAAACCCAUGACAACAGUAAAAUAUUCAUGCAUCCUUUUCAAAAUGUCAUGCCAUUUCAGGUUCAGAGCCUCCUAGAGAGCAGUUGCACAAUAAAAUAUCUUCCUAACUCUGACCCUUGACUCUCUUCCAAGCCUACAGGCGAGACCAAAGACUUACGGCGAGAAAGUUGUGUUAUUGGAAAUUCUGUAGGCUUACAUUUUGAGAGGAGCUCCAAAAUGUUUCAAGGAUUUUUUUUUUUUUUCCUCUUUCUUUUUUCCAGACCUCGCUCAAUGACAGAACUUUUUCUCUGCAUGGCUCUAAGGCGAGGCGGGUGCAAUAUGCCGAGGCAGGACUGUGCUACUGCACUUAUUAGCCAAAGACCCUGUUGAUUUCUAGUGAUUCUGUGUUGUAUGAUUUAUAUAUUAUGUCAGUUCUGAAUGUUCUGUUUUGUUUUGUUUUUUUCCAGGAGGGAGAUGUAUAUGUACAGUUUGUGUUCUGUGUUAUAAAUGAGAGAUUCAAGCCAAGUGACGUUUGACGAUGUGAAACAUUUGGGGAGAAACAGCUUUUAGUAUUGUUUGUUAACUUGUUCAUGUGCCUUGUUGGAUAGCAAUACAACAGAUUAAUGUGGGAUUAUAAGAGAAAUACCUCCUUGAGUCUAGUCGUUGGCUGACGACGGGUGUCGGGCCGUUUCUAAAAGUUUCCCAACGGCACCUAAAGGUUUCCUCUCUCCGUGUGUAUAAGCUUUAUUCAAACCAAAUCCUAAGUUUGUCUAUUGAUUUACAGAUGCACUCCUGUUAUCAGUCCUGACUUACUGUAUGCACCAAACCAAUGUAUAAUUAUGCCAACACACUAAAAAAAUAAGAUACUAAAGAUUUGCAAAAUAAAUUUCAAACGUACAGUAAAAA
Messenger RNA from Thunnus maccoyii (southern bluefin tuna), 6041 nucleotides. RefSeq names its product unconventional myosin-Ic-like. The transcript is spliced from 32 exons. Gene Ontology annotation, biological process: vesicle transport along actin filament; actin filament organization. Gene Ontology annotation, molecular function: ATP binding; microfilament motor activity; actin filament binding. NCBI's taxonomy places the organism in Eukaryota, Metazoa, Chordata, Actinopteri, Scombriformes, Scombridae. The coding region runs from base 439 to 3516 and encodes 1025 amino acids. The record is from RefSeq and is a predicted model, not a curated record. Gene Ontology annotation, cellular component: vesicle; actin cytoskeleton; cytoplasm.